ACUACACUGAUGCUGCGGUUAAUGCGGAGUCAUUUCUAAUUUCACACAUUACAGUAAUUCAACACUGCAGCUAACAGCACUGAUUAUAUAUUUGCACUGAGAUGCUCAUCAGAUUGCUACAAGUUUUUUUCGCCUUAUCAUCCCUCAUUUUAUCAAAAGCUCAAGAUGUGAUGGGAUCAGGUCACUCCUGCUUCAGAGCGAGUCCUGCCGGCGACGGACAGACGCGCGUCACGUUCCUGCGAGAGGACGCGGCCGGUGCGCGCUCCUUGUACCUCACCCUGUGGUCCGAGGAUAUGCGUCUGGUAACGUGCGAGGUCAACGGGAAUCCGCUCGCCACGGAAAGAUACCGCACCCUCUGCGACAGAAGCGGCGCCCAGGGUCGAGAGAUCACCCAGAGGUUUAACAUCAGUGGUGUACUGGCGGCUCCGGAUGCUCCCUGCGCGCCCGUCUCCUCCAGUGCGUUUACCAGGCCAGAGGGGAGAACUCGGAGGAAACGCGCCUGGAUAUUGCCAGGAACGCUGUGGUGCGGCAGGGGAAGCGGAGCGGUCAAAUACGAACAGUUGGGGAUGUUUGAGGAUACAGACAGAUGCUGCCGUGAGCAUGACCACUGCUCGCACAUCAUCCCUGCUUUCACGGUGAAUUACGGAGUCUUCAACCGCAACUUCUACGCCGUCUCACACUGCGACUGUGACCAAAGGUUUCGACAGUGUCUUCUCGAAGUGAAUGACACCAUUUCCAGCAUGGUGGGCUACAGCUUUUUCAACAUCUUGCAGAUUCCCUGCUUUGAGCUCAAACGGCAGAGGCAAUGCACCGAGAUGUACUGGUGGGGAAUGUGCAAAGUAGCCAAAGAGGCUCCAUAUGCCAUCUUCCAAACCCCCCUACCAUACACUAACUCUAAUGUUACUAGCAAAUAUGGAGACAACACAGACAGCAACAAGUUAACAAGCAGUGAGGGGCAUCAUGUGACCAAAAGACCCACAAUCAGCCCACUCAGAAAGUCACCCAAAAGUGAACGUAGAUGUGGCUCCAGAGACCCACCCAGAGGAGACACUUUCUUCCGCAAAAGGACGAAGGGAAAAAGAUGUAAAACACACAAGAAACUGUCUACAGUCGCACCCUCCCUAAUGCCCCCGGUAUCAAGUGUACACAGCACUACUCCUCAGAUGAACACGGGUCGUUUAAAAGCUUCUAAAAGUAGAGCAAUGAAGUCAAAUAAAAAAGGAAUUGGAAAAAAGAAGAGCACCAGAAGGGGUCUGUCGCCUAACCCAACACAGAGAAGCCAAAUUCCACCACAGGUGCCCGCGAACUCUUAUCUACAAGCAUUAUCUACAGCACAAAGCUCUUCACCUUUGACGCAGAGGAAAAAACCUCAAUCAAAUCUAGCGACAGCCAUCACUGCGAUGACCAAAACCAUAAAAAGUCACAAUAAAGUUCCAAAGAGAAGUCGCUGUUGUGGAUCCAGGAUGCCUGUGAAGGGUGACGCUUUUUGGACACACUGUAAAAGUUGUCUGGAGCAAGAAACAAUGUCUCACAUGACAACUGUUACAGCCGCAGCAACUACAAAUAGACCAUCAAUCAAAGUGACAAAGGGGCGGCUCAAAAAGACAACAAAAACAUCCAAACAGGACACUUUGAAAAUACUUGGGAAUACAGCUACAUUUGCAACGCCCAUCGCAGUAAAAAUAAAGACAACAGCCUCUCUUCAUAAGGAUGCCAAGCCACAGAAGCGGACUGACUCGCAUCUACUAGAGAAUGAUACAAACCAGGAGCCCAGGGGUAAUACCAUAGCUCAAAGUACCCAUGCAGACGGAGGCUCCAAACAAAAUAAGGCAUUGCAUAAUAUGACAGAUAACCAGCUCCUGUGUGGAGGCCUCAAACAUUUAGAUGAAUGUAAAUACCAAAUCCCUCCUUUGGAGAAGAAGUAUAAUCUGCACAACAUGGAGUCAAAAACUGCCUACCACUGCAACUGCACCAGCCGCUUGGCUGGUCAGAUCAAAAGCUUCAAGAAACCCAGUAUUCUCUCCACACUACUGAUGGAUUUUGUCUCCCAAUACUGCUUUAAACUGCCGAUGGAGAAAAAAUGCCAGCGCAGGAAAAGCUGUUCUGGAGGCUUCAUUAAAGCCUCUGACCUACUUCGAGCACUUAAGAAGAUAGAGGAAAAAGACAGUGCUGGGGUGCAAAAUUCAGGCAGUGACAGAAGAAGAGGGAAUCCUGUUCGUCUUUAUAAGCGAUGCCUAAGGCUGGAGAGAGAAGCUGAUGUUAUGGCACAGCUCACAUGAUUACAGACUAAGCUGCUAUGUGCAGCAACAAUGACUUUUACAAGCUUUGAAUUUCAUGCAGCAUUUUCUGUUUCUCUGUAAAAUGGUAGUAUGAGGAAAACAGUCACAGACUCAAACCCAUCAAUGCAGUAAUAUUUUUGUAAGUAUGCCAUGGAUGUAAAUUAAAGGUAUUUAUAAAGAACUGUAAUACAAAACUGCAAACCAUCCAGGUGUGCUUUGAAAGUGUAAUACACUGAUUUUUUUUUCUUGUGUGAAAAUUAUGUGUCAAGGGCAUUUUUGCAGACAUAUUCUGUUAUCUGCACUGCAUAUUGAUUUAGUAAGGAAACAUACACUACACUGCUUAACAAAACAACCCACAACCUUACAGUAAUCAUAAUCCUAAAUGAGAAAAGUUCAACAACAAAUUCUUGCUUUACCUUUCAACUUGUUACACAGUAGAGCAGUGUUAUCCAUCCCUACCUCUCAUAAUAUAUAAUACAAAAAUAAAUAUCUUAUAACGUUUAUAUAACAUCCCUGAUCCAAAAACUUUUUGAGAGGACUACAACCUGUUCAGUGUGCAUACCAUCUGCCUUUUCAUUCCAUAAACUUCAGUGUCUUACAUUGUAUUGCAUCAGUAGUUAUUUUUUUAGAUAUAUUAUUUGGAAAAUAAGAGAGAUAUAAAAUGGCUAUAUCAGAUAUCUGGAACUUAUUCAAAGAUCCAUUUCAAUUCAACUAGACAAUCCUCACGCUCAAACACACCAUCACCAGGAUCAGUUUUCAGGAUGUAGGGGUACAGAUUUUAUGGAAUACUUUGUGGGUUCCAUAAAAAUAUUAUAAUGUGUUGUUUAAAAAUGUAAACAUGUUCUUUGCUUUAUUUACCUGCUUUUAUGACCUUUUUAUAUUUAUGUUACAUAAAUAUGUUUAUAUUUAUGUGAUUAUAAUGGCAAAGUAGAGAAUUGUGAGUGUGUGAGAAAUGUUAAAAGAGGAUACAUUAAAUCACA
Lates calcarifer (barramundi perch) is the source of this 3259-nucleotide messenger RNA. RefSeq names its product group 3 secretory phospholipase A2. The record is from RefSeq and is a predicted model, not a curated record. The coding region runs from base 102 to 2279 and encodes 725 amino acids. Lineage: Eukaryota; Metazoa; Chordata; Actinopteri; Centropomidae. Gene Ontology annotation, molecular function: A2-type glycerophospholipase activity. Gene Ontology annotation, biological process: arachidonate secretion; phospholipid metabolic process. The transcript has 7 exons.